Rosa chinensis is the source of this 1857-nucleotide messenger RNA. Its product is annotated as UPF0481 protein At3g47200. NCBI's taxonomy places the organism in Eukaryota, Viridiplantae, Streptophyta, Magnoliopsida, Rosales, Rosaceae. The record is from RefSeq and is a predicted model, not a curated record. The transcript is spliced from 2 exons. The coding region runs from base 202 to 1707 and encodes 501 amino acids.
CCCUCAUCAGUCUAGAAUUUGUAGAUCCAUCCACCCUGUUAUAAAAGGAACUGGUUUGCUGCAAAAACCACUAACCAAAACCAAACCCAAUCAAUUUCUAUAGAUUCCUCUCCUCACCAUUGAUCUACUGCAAAGUUCUCUCUCAAUCCUCCCUCAGCUAGGAGAUCCAACUGAUUAGGGGAUUGAUCAUAUAUAGCACUCAUGUCUGCAAAUCGUAAAACUGGUAGAGAUCAUACAGUUAUUGAUAUUAUCGAUGACCGCGAGAAAAGCAAGAAAUGCAUCUUCAGACUUCCUAACGUGCUCCGGAGACAAAACCCAGAAGCAUAUACACCUGACGUUGUUUCAAUCGGACCUUUUCAUCAUUAUCCAGAAAAGCGAGGCAAGGAGGAAGGUAAAGGAGUCGAGGAAGGCAAACAAGGCAUAGGCGACGCAGAUUUCCAACUUACGAAACGAAUGAAAACUCGCUAUUUGAAUGAAAUUCUCACACGUAUGAAGAUAACUUUGGAAGAGUUGACCGCAAAAGUUUCUGAGCUCUCAGAUCAGAAGAAUGAAGGUGGCUUUGAGGAACAAGCCCGCAAUUUUUAUGCAGAACCAUGUGAUCAUAUUUCUUCCAAGGAGUUCAUCGAGAUGAUGAUAGUUGACGGUUGCUUCCUAAUUCAACUGUUUCGGAAGUGUGACCAUUCGAAAUUCAGGGCCUCUGAUGACCCGGUGUUCGACAUGGACUGUAUGUUUCAUUUCCUAUGCCAUGACAUUUUGCUCCUAGAAAAUCAACUACCUUGGUUUGUUAUCCACAUUUUGUAUGACCUUACCCAUGAUAUAUACCCUGAUGAAGAUUCCCUCUCUUUUCUCGUCCUUAAAGCCUUCAGCAAGCUGCCAUCACUAAAGCAAGGUUGCUCAUCUUAUAAUAAGCAUCUCCGAAACAAUUGUAAUUUUGCUGCUGAUUAUCUGCACAUACUUGAUCUGGUAAGAGCUUCCAUAGUUAUUCCAUUAAGGACCAUACAAGAGAGAGCGCAUAAAGCAGCUGGAAAAGAAUCCAUGGCCUACCCUGAAGAACAUGAAGUUGACUCUGGGAACAAACACAAGGGAAACAAUGAAGUCGUUCAUGAAGCUAUCAUUGACCCAGAUCUACAUCAAAUUCGUACCGCAACUGCUCUCUCAAACGUAGGCAUUAAAUUCAAAAGCGUCGAAAGGGAUAGCAUAAUGGACAUCCGAUUCGGAAGGAGCCGCGGGUGUUUUGGGCAUGCUAUUCUUAUGAUUCCACAGUUAAACAUUGAUCUGUUAUCAGAACCAUUAUUCAGGAACCUCAUUGCAAUUGAGCAAUGCUACCAUGGUUAUUCAAACGAGAUAACAUCUUAUGCCAUCUUUAUGGAUAAUCUCAUCUGUUCAGAGGAAGAUAUGGAUUUACUUCGCAAGGAAAAAGUAAUAGGUAAUUGGAUGAGUGAUGAAGAUGGUUGUAAGUUCUUCAGCAACCUUUACAAGGGUAUCCGGCACAACAGCUUCUACUAUGUUGAACUGUGCAGACAAUUGAAUUGUGUUUACAGAUUGAAAGAGCGGCUGAUAGGAGAGAAUACAAGACGAGAGUUGAAAUAUUUUUCCAAUCCCUGGAAAGUGUUUUAUUUGAUUGUUGGCUUUUUCCUGCUGCAGAUAGUUCCCACUUUACUGCAGACCGUAUUGGCCAUUAAGCAAUCCUUAGCAGUGAAGUUGUGAUUAUGUGAUUUGUUGUUUGAGUGGGAUAUAAACUUUAAAGGCAACUUUAAAUGUGCUUCAAUUACAAUGUAUUCUGAUGUGCUGUUUCUAGGUAUCUUAAACAUCCCUAGAAUUACAGAAAUUAAUAAGAUUUCGUUUGCAUUUGCGUGA